Molecule: messenger RNA, 753 nt
Organism: Penicillium argentinense
Lineage: Eukaryota; Fungi; Ascomycota; Eurotiomycetes; Eurotiales; Aspergillaceae
Product: SDR family NAD(P)-dependent oxidoreductase
Exons: 3
Coding region: 1-753 (250 amino acids)
Molecular function (GO): oxidoreductase activity, acting on the CH-OH group of donors, NAD or NADP as acceptor
Source: RefSeq, a predicted model, not a curated record
AUGUCCCUCAACGAGAUCCAAGGCAAACUUGCCCUCAUCACCGGCGCAUCGGGCGGAAUCGGCUCAGCAUGCGCUCACCAGCUCGCCCAAAAGGGUGUUCACCUGGCGUUGACAUAUGCCAACAACUUGGAACCGUUGAACGCACUCGUCAUCGAUCUCCGCACCAAGUACGCGGAGAACAAACUCCGCAUCUCAAUUCACCAGGUCGACGUAGGAAAUGCCGAUCAGAUCGAGGCCAUGUUCCAGCAAAUCGAUACUCAGCACGGCCACCGACCAGACAUUCUGGUCUCGAACGCCGGUUAUGGGAAACGGUUCCCCAAUGUAUGGGACAUUACCCUGGAGGAAUUUGAUUACACGCUAAAUAUCAACCUUCGCGCUUCGUUCAUCCUGGUGAAAGGUGUUGUUGAGCAUAUGAAGAGUCAGCAAUGGGGACGCAUUAUUUUCAUGUCCUCGAUUGCUGCCUACGGUGGUGGAAUCAAUGGAUGCCACUACGCAGCUUCCAAGGGCGGUCUCACCGGCAUGAUGAAAAACCUCUCCACUCGCCUAGCCGAGUAUAACAUUAGCGUCAAUGAUGUCGCCCCUGCCAUGAUCGGUGACACAGGCAUGAUCCCCAACGCGGCGGCCAUUCCUGAGGUUGCGGCAGGUAUCCCGCUGCAACGUCUAGGCACACCCGAGGAGACGGCAAAUGUCGUUACCAUGUUGGCGACCACUGGAUAUAUGACGGGCCAAAGUCUCCUGCUGGCAGGGGGCUGA